AUGAUAGAUGAACCCACUGCUUGCAGUAACUCAGGAAGUUUUCAGGAUUACCACAAUGGACCCUACUAUUCUUAUUUGUAUGGCCAGACUUCAGAUUGCUCUGAAUUUAAAAGCCAGCUUUUACAGAUAAUUAAAUGGGAUCAGAAUCAGUAUCAGUCAUCUAAUUCACAUGCACCAGCGUCUGGGCCCUUAGUAGAUUCAGACAACGAAUAUCCUGCACUUUCUUUAUACGAUAGCGUAGUUAGAUCGCGUGCUCAUUUAUACGAGUGUUUUGACUCUCCAGAAAUCGCCCGGUUCGGUGGCCAAGAUGUCGAUCGUCGAAUCACAACGAUAUCUCAUCAAAAGCCAUCGGGUUCUUUCGAAAGAUUUAAGCAUUCUCCUUUAACUGCUGUCAGUGAGUUUCGCGUCCCCACAAGUCAGUGUGAAUUAAUAUUCGGAAGCAGCAAUGCAUCUCAUAGACGCCGAACUAACGAUUCCGAUGUCAGAGUUUCACCAUCCAUUAAGCGAGACAAUGGAUCUAUUGAUCGACAAUAUCAAGAUAAAUUUGAGGAAAACGACAAGCAGCUUCGAAGAUCACGUGAUGAUUCUUCUCGAAGAACUGAUUACGACAAAAGACGAAAAGAUUCACCUGAAUACAAGCUUACUAGACGCAGUCCCCUCAAAUCGGACGAAAGAGAUAGAGAUUAUAACCGUAGUAGACACACUCCAACCACAAGGGAUCGAUCACGUCCAUAUGAUAGAGUAAGCGGAAGAGCAAAGUCUUCCGAAGUUGUCCAUAAAAUUGAACAGAAUAGCAAGAAUCUGGAGCUCUCUCGAUUAUCUUCUACUGGCGCGGAUCUCGUAGCGGCCCAGCCAAUGUGCAUAUCUGUCGCUACACUUUUAGAUGAACCUUUCCGCCGCAUUCGUCCGCCCCGGAUUGUCAUCCUUAUGAGAGGACUUCCUGGUUCUGGGAAGACAACUGUGGCUCGGUUAAUUAAGGUAAGCGGUUGCUUUGGUAUGUACUGUUUUUAG
This is a messenger RNA of Protopolystoma xenopodis, 1011 nucleotides long. NCBI's taxonomy places the organism in Eukaryota, Metazoa, Platyhelminthes, Monogenea, Polystomatidea, Polystomatidae. The record is from the annotation of a GenBank genome assembly.